Messenger RNA from Cuscuta epithymum, 360 nucleotides. NCBI's taxonomy places the organism in Eukaryota, Viridiplantae, Streptophyta, Magnoliopsida, Solanales, Convolvulaceae. The record is from the annotation of a GenBank genome assembly.
GGUGAGAAAGGGAGGAGAAUUAGGGAACUGACAUCACUGGUCCAGAAACGGUUCAAGUUUGAGGAGAAAACUGUGGAACUGUAUGCUGAAAAGGUGCAAGAUAGGGGUCUUUGUGCCAUUGCUCAGGCAGAGUCCCUCCGCUACAAACUUCUUGGUGGUCUUGCUAUUAGGAGGGCAUGUUAUGGUGUCCUGCGAUUUGUUAUGGAAAGCGGAGCAAAGGGUUGUGAGGUAAUUGUCAGUGGGAAGCUAAGAGCUCAACGUGCUAAAUCUAUGAAGUUCAAAGAUGGUUACAUGAUUUCUUCAGGUCAACCUGUGAAGGAAUACAUUGACACUGCUGUAAGACACAUUUUAAUGAGACAA